Scomber japonicus (chub mackerel) is the source of this 2407-nucleotide messenger RNA. RefSeq names its product NLR family CARD domain-containing protein 3-like. Bases 1 to 2331 code for a protein of 776 amino acids. Gene Ontology annotation, molecular function: protein binding. Lineage: Eukaryota; Metazoa; Chordata; Actinopteri; Scombriformes; Scombridae. The transcript is spliced from 5 exons. The record is from RefSeq and is a predicted model, not a curated record.
AUGCAGGAGGUUUUAGAUGAACAUCAGAUCAGUCUGAGCAGCACAUGUGAAUCUGUGCCUGACGGAAUCGAUGAAAGAAAAAAUAAAACCCCCCUCAACAGCAUCUUCACUGAGGUCUACAUCACAGAGGGACAGAGUGAAGAGGUUAAUACCCAACAUGAGGUGAAGCAGCUUGAGAGAGCUUCCAGGAUGGAGACCCUCCAUGAUACUCCAAUCAAGUGUCAGGACAUCUUUAAAGUCUUACCUGACCAACACAAACACAUCAGAGUCAAACAGAAACCUAUCAGAGUGGUUCUGAUGAACGGUGUCGCUGGCGUUGGAAAAACCUUCUCAGUGCAGAAGUUCACUCUGGACUGGGCACAGCGCUCCAACAACCAAGAUAUCAGUCUGCUGAUUCUGUUCUCGUUCAGGGCGCUGAACUUGAUCAAAGAUAAGCAGCACAGUCUGCUCAUGCUGAUCCGUGUUUUCUAUCCAACAUUACAGAAGCUCAAAGCAGAGAUGCUCGCUGUCUGUAAAGUUUUGUUCAUCUUUGACGGCCUGGAUGAAAGCAGACUUUCACUGGAUUUCAAUAACAGUGAGGUUGUGUCUGAUGUCACACAGAAGUCAUCAGUCAGCGUGUUGCUGACAAGCCUCAUCAAGGGGAAGCUGCUUCACUCAGCUCUUGUCUGGAUAACUACCAGACCUGCAGCAGCCAGUCAGAUCCCUCGGACACAUAUUGACAGGGUAACAGAAGUACGAGGCUUCACUGACCCCCAGAAGGAGGAGUACUUCAGGAGGAGAUUCAGUGAUGAAGAGCAGUCCAGCACCAUCAUCUCACACAUCAAGACAUCCAGGAGCCUCCACAUCAUGUGUCACAUCCCAGUCUUCUGCUGGAUCACUGCUACAGUUCUGGACCACAUGUUGACUACAGACCAGAGAGGAGAGCUGCCCAAGACCCUGACUGACAUGUACUCACACUUCCUGCUGGUUCAGACAAAGAGGAAGAAGAACAAGUAUGAUGAGGGACAUGAGACGAGUCCACAGGAGCUGACGGAGGCUGAAAGGAAACUUCUUCUGAAGCUGGGGAGGCUGGCGUUUGAACAACUGGAGAAAGGAAACAUCAUGUUCUACCAAGAAGACCUGGAGCAGUGUGGUCUUGAUGUCACAGAGGCCUCUGUGUUAUCAGGAGUUUGUACACAGAUCUUCAAAAGAGAGAGUGUGAUCUUCCAGAAAACAGUCUACUGCUUUGUUCAUCUGAGCAUUCAGGAGUUUCUGGCUGCAGUCUACUUGUACCACUGUUUCACCAACAGCAACACAGAGGUACUGGAGGACUUCCUGGGAAAAAAAUACAGUGACCUAUCUCUGGAUGUCUUCCUGAUGGAAGCCAUGGAGAAAUCCCUUGAGAGUAAAAAUGGCCAUCUGGACCUGUUUGUUCGCUUCCUGCAUGGCCUCUCUCUGGAGUCCAACCAGAGUCUCUUAGGAGAUCUGCUGGGUCAGACAGACAACAGUCCAGAAACCAUCCAGAAAGCUAUCAAAAACCUGAAAGAGAAAAAGACCCAAGUCUUGCCUGACAGAAGCAUCAACAUCUUCCACUGUCUGAUAGAGAUGAACGACCGCUCAGUACAUCAGGAGAUCCAAGAGUUCCUGCAGACAGAGAACAGACCAGCGAAGAGACUCGCUGAUAUCCACUGCUCAGCUGUGGCCUACAUGCUGCAGAUAUCAGAGGAGGCUCUGGAUAUGUUAAACCUUAAGACGUACAUCACAUCAAGGGAUGGACGACUAAGAUUGAUCCCAGCUGUGGGGAACUGCAGAAAAGCUAAACUUGAUCGCGUUGGACUCUCAGAGACUCAAUUUGAAGUCGUGGCCUCAGCUCUAAGGUCCAACCCCUCCCUUCUGAGAGAACUGGACCUGAGCUACAACAACAAGCUGCGGGAUUCAGGAGUGAAGCUGCAUGACUUUCUGGCGAGUCCACACUGUAGACUGGAGAGUCUGAGAUUGAGGUGGUGCAGUUUGUCCGAGAUCAGCUGUGGUUCUCUGGUCUCAGCUCUGACGGUCAACCCCUCCCAUCUGAGAGAGCUGGAGCUGAGCUGGAACAAGCUGCAGGAUUCAGGAGUCGAGCUGUUGUGUGCUUUUCUGGAGAGCCCACACUGUGGACUGGAGACUCUGGGGUUGAGUCACUGUGGUUUGUCAGAGAUCAGCUGUGCUUCUCUGGCCUCAGCUCUGAAGGUCAACCCCUCCCACCUGAGAGAGCUGGAUCUGAGCGGAAACAAGCUGCAGGAUUCAGGAGUGAAGCUGCUGGGUCAUCUUAUGGAGAGUCCAGACUGUAAACUGAAGAUUCUGAGAUUGAAGUGAUGAUCUCUGUCAGAGUGAGAGUGAACAUCCAGGAGUGUUGAGAGAGGAUCAGCUGAAUCCUGAUGAUCCAUCUGGA